Molecule: messenger RNA, 1597 nt
Organism: Vigna angularis (adzuki bean)
Lineage: Eukaryota; Viridiplantae; Streptophyta; Magnoliopsida; Fabales; Fabaceae
Product: GTP cyclohydrolase 1
Exons: 2
Coding region: 32-1411 (459 amino acids)
Biological process (GO): tetrahydrobiopterin biosynthetic process; tetrahydrofolate biosynthetic process
Cellular component (GO): cytoplasm
Molecular function (GO): zinc ion binding; GTP binding; GTP cyclohydrolase I activity
Source: RefSeq, a predicted model, not a curated record
CUUGAGGAGUUGAUAUUUGUGUUGUUUUUUAAUGGAGCAUUUGGGUCAGAAUGGUUUGAUCUCUGAGCUUGAAAAUGGAGUCACUUUGUGCUGUGAUGAACAGUGUUCUGAGAAAGAAAUAGUUACAACUUCCAUUCAGUAUGCUGUCAAAGUGUUGUUGAUGGGUUUAGGAGAAGAUAUCAACAGAGAAGGCAUUAGAAAAACACCACUUCGUGUUGCCAAGGCCCUUUGUGAAGGAACCAGAGGUUAUGUUAAAAGUGUUAAGGAAAUUGUGGAAGGUGCAUUAUUCCCUGAAGGCGGAGUAGAAAAGAACAAAGUUGGUGAUGCAGGAGGAGUAGGUGGACUUGUGAUUGUGAGAGACCUUGACUUUUACUCCUACUGUGAGUCUUGCAUGCUACCAUUCUAUUUCAAGUGUCAUGUGGGCUAUGUCCCUUCUGCUCAAAGAGUUCUCGGUUUAAGCAAACUCUCUCGUGUCACCGAUGUCUUUGCAAAACGUCUCCAAGAGCCUCAGCGUCUUGCAAAUCAGGUCUGUUCCGCUUUGCAUGAAGGAAUACAACCCACAGGCGUUGCUGUUCUGCUUCAAUGCAAACACAUUCCCUUUCCAGACAUGGAAUCAAAUUCUCUUCACUCAAACCACAAAGGGGUCCUGGGAAUACUCGUUUCUUCAGGCUCUGGUGUUUUUCAAAACAAAGAUGCAAACUUGUGGACUGACUUUUUCGGUCUCCUUAACUUUAGGGGCAUUGACAAGGACAAAAUUAUUGAUAAGGGGUCAUUGGACCACUGUUGGUGUCCUUCUUUGUCUUCUAAAGUUUCACCAAAGAAUCAAGAAAUGAACCCUGCUAUGGUCACUGCAGUAGUUUCAAUUCUCAAGUCUUUAGGUGAGGAUCCAACUAGGAAGGAAUUACAAGGGACUCCUGCUAGAUAUACCAAGUGGCUGAUGAACUUCCAAUGUAGUAGCAUUGAGAGGGCGCUGAAUGGUUCGCUUGGGAAUGGUGCUUUGAACACUAAUGGGGUUGUAGGUUUUGAUGAAAAGAUACACUCAGAGCUGAACUUGCCUUUCUUGUCACAGUGUGAACAUCAUUUGCUUCCAUUUUAUGGUGUUGUUCACAUAGGAUACUACAUUUCCAAAGGGUUUCAUCCCAUUGAGAAAAGGCUCUUGCAGUCAAUAGUGCACUUUUAUGGUAUUAAGCUGCAGGUUCAAGAAAGGGUGACCAAGCAGAUCGCAGAAACGGUUUCUGCAUUGAUAGGUGAAAAUGUGAUAGUAGUGGUGGAAGCAAGUCACACCUGUAUGAUUUCUCGGGGAAUUGAGAAGUUCGGUAGUAAUACUGCUACCAUUGCUGCAUUGGGACGCUUUUCGACUGACCUUGCUACAAAAACCGCAUUCUUAGAGAGUAUUCCAAAUGAUACAUAAAUCUCUCUAAGAUAGUUGAUGAUUGUCUAGCUCACACUCUGAAGGGUUUCUCAGUUGUUCAUUUUUCAUCAUUAUAUAUAUAUAUAUAUAUUUAAGGUUUCACCAUUAUCGUUGUCGUUGUAAUAAUGUCGAUCGUGUUCAGUAUGAUGUGGGAAUAUUAAAAGUCCAAAUAAGAAUUGAAAUUUA